Messenger RNA from Aspergillus piperis CBS 112811, 542 nucleotides. RefSeq lists its product as uncharacterized. Lineage: Eukaryota; Fungi; Ascomycota; Eurotiomycetes; Eurotiales; Aspergillaceae. The coding region runs from base 103 to 456 and encodes 117 amino acids. The transcript has 2 exons. The record is from RefSeq and is a predicted model, not a curated record. Gene Ontology annotation, biological process: mycotoxin biosynthetic process.
CGUGGACCGUCGCCGCUUGAGAGGGGGACUCUAUCACGCGGUCUUUUUCACUUCUAUUGUCAUCCUGCAACCCUAAGCCUCGAGAGUCGGGGGGUAUUCGCAAUGAGCAAGUCCAAGUAUCAAGAAGCACCUGAAGACGAUGGAUCGGGGGGUCUAUUAGGAUGCACUGAGACUCCUCAUUCGAGCCCUGACCGACUCCCGGUCCCAAGAUAUCUUCUUUAUAUGCCACUGGGGAUCAGCCUCCUCUUCAAUCUUAUCAAUCUGUUCUAUAUCAUCCAAGGUUCAGGAGAUAUUUGCAUUCCAAACCCUACAUAUCCACCAGCGAACCAGAUCAUAGAUUAUGAGACCGUGACCUUUACCAGCGGCUCCGGAUCUGCUAAAACCCCAUAUAUGGGCCCUUUUAGUGACGCGUAUGAUAAAGCGUGGGAUGACUUAUACAACUGGAUGGCACCUUGACUUCUACCUCUAAACUUCCAUAUCGAAAUGCUCUUACCAAGCUUGGCUCCUUUUUUUUCUUUUUUUUUUUUUUUUUUUUUUUUCCC